Archocentrus centrarchus (flier cichlid) is the source of this 831-nucleotide messenger RNA. RefSeq names its product rano class II histocompatibility antigen, A beta chain-like. The record is from RefSeq and is a predicted model, not a curated record. NCBI's taxonomy places the organism in Eukaryota, Metazoa, Chordata, Actinopteri, Cichliformes, Cichlidae. Gene Ontology annotation, biological process: antigen processing and presentation; immune response. The coding region runs from base 1 to 831 and encodes 276 amino acids. Gene Ontology annotation, cellular component: MHC class II protein complex; membrane. The transcript has 5 exons.
AUGCCUCAUUUUGGCUUCGACAUGAACCGCUUCAGCUACCUGCUGCUGCUGCGUUCCUUCUCUCCAUUUGCGGUGGCUCUGCAACAGAUGACCGGUCCAGAGACCCCCACCCCCUCACCCCCAUCCCCAGGAAUUGAUGGAAAUGGCUUCUUCAUGUUUGCUGACUUCUACUGCGUUAUGCACUCCAGAGAGUGGGAGAACGUGGAGUAUCUGAUCGACUGGUAUUUUAACAAAGAGUUUAUGAUGCAGUACAACAGCACAGUCGGCAGCUGGACGGGUUUCACUCCAGCUGGAAAAAUCACAGCGUCUCAGUUUAAUGAAGACAAAUAUGAUGUUCAGCAGAGAAAAAUAGAGAAACAGCUGAUAUGUGUCAACACUGUUGAUGCAAUAUUCAAUGGAACUGAGGAAAAUAUGGCUGAACCCAGCAUCACUCUCCAGGAGGGGGACCACACUUCCAGUCAUGGCGUAAUACUUGUGUGCAGCGCUUACGACUUCUACCCCAGGUACAUCCUCGUGACUUGGUACCUGAACGGGCAGGAAGUGACUGAGGGCGUGACCAUAAGUGAAGUGAUGACAAAUGGAGACUGGACCUAUCAGGUUCACUCUUACCUGGAGUACACACCUGGCCCAAAGGACAGGGUCACCUGUAUGUUGGAGCAUGUCAGCCUCAAGGAGCCCAAGAUUUCUCACUGGGAUUCUUCCUUGAAACAGUCUGAAUGGAGUUAUGUAACGGGAGGAGUUUGUGCUUUGCUUUUUGGAGCAUUGAUGUUGUCUCUGGGACUGAUCUAUUACAGAAGAAAAAUCAUUUUCAAGUCCUCUAUAAGCCAUUAA